Myodes glareolus (Bank vole) is the source of this 567-nucleotide messenger RNA. It is a transcript of the gene Cmc1, whose product is annotated as C-X9-C motif containing 1. NCBI's taxonomy places the organism in Eukaryota, Metazoa, Chordata, Mammalia, Rodentia, Cricetidae. Gene Ontology annotation, cellular component: mitochondrion. The record is from RefSeq and is a predicted model, not a curated record.
UCGGCUCCUGCGGGAAGUGGGCGGGCGGCUGCGCGCGCAGCUCAGUUCAGGCUCCUCCCCUCCCGGCUCCUGAGCCCGCGAGUGGCUGGCAUCUUCUCCGCCCUCCGAGAUGGCGCUGGACCCCGCAGAGCAGCAUCUCAGACAUGUGGAGAAAGAUGUUCUGAUCCCAAAAAUAAUGAGAGAAAAGGCCAGAGAGAGGUGUGCUGAACAAGUUGAAGAUUUUACCAGAUGUUGCAAGGACUCUGGAAUCCUUAUGGUGGUAAAAUGCCGGAAAGAAAAUUCUGCACUGAAAGACUGUCUAACUGCUUACUAUAAUGAUCCAGCCUUCUAUGAAGAAUGCAAACUGGAAUACCUCAAGGAAAGGGAAGAAUUCAGAAAAACUGGAGUUCCUACCAAGAAGAGGCUACAGAAGCUUCCCACAAGCAUGUAGGCAAACAGUAAGUCAGGAAGCACAUCUUAUGGAAGCCACUUGCAAUAUAACCCAGAAAUAAUGGACUGAAAAAACUGUUUGCUCACCUAAUCAUGAACUACCGAUUCUUUUAUAUGAAAUAAAAUCUUUAUUUCAGA